AUGCACCACCACGGCAUCGUCUACGACGUCGGGCUCAACUUCACCAACACCUCCCCCGAAAAAACCCUGUCCAUCCCCACCUUCAACCCCACCCAAACCACCCAGGACAUGCACACCAUCGCCCAAACCCUGCACGCCACCGCCGUGCGCCUCGAAGGCGAACCCCUCGACCGCCUCGCCACCACCGCCCGCCUCGCCCACGCCGCAGGCCUAACCGUCUACUUCAACCCGUGGAAGAUGCACGCCGACAUCGCCGAGACCUGCCAGUAUCUGGCCCGCGCCGCGGAAGUGGCCGAGCGGCUGCGCGUGCACGACGGGCUGACCGACCUGGUCUUCGUGGCCGGGUGCGAGUACAGUAUCUUCAGUCGCGGGGUGUUUCCGGGGCAGACGUUCGAGGAGCGGGUGGCGUGGUUUGCGGCGCAGCUGAGUGCUACCACUGUUAGUCCUGGGGGUGAGACCGGUCAUGGCGCUGGUGCUGGUGCUGGUGCUGGUGCUGGUGCUGGUGCUGCAAUCCCACCCUCCGUGCUCGCCACAUCCCCCCUGCUGAACGCGGCGCUCCGCGCCUUCGUGACAGAAAUCCGCACCCACUUCCACGGACCCGUCACGUACGCCGCGGGCACCUGGGAGGCCGUGGACUGGGACCUGUUUGAUAUCGUCGGGGUCGAUUACUACCGUCGGGGCGAGUCGGCGCGGGAAUACCUCGCGGGGCUUGAGCGGCACCGGGUCAUGGACCCUAGCCACAACAACAAGCAUCAUAAACCCCUGGUGGUGAUGGAGGUCGGAUGCUGUGCGUACGAAGGAGCGGCCGUCCGCGGCGAUGGCGGCUUCGCCUUACUCACAGGUCGGAAUCCUGAUGGCAGUGGGGUGUUUGAAGGGGAUAUCGUCCCGACGCGGAGCGAGCGCGAGCAGGCCGAUUACCUGGAGACGCAGUUGGGGCUGCUGGCGAGGCCCGAGGCGCAGGUGGAUGCCGUCUUCGUGUAUGUCUUUGCGUUUCCCUGUAUGCCCGCCGGGGUCGGGGCGAGGGAUUUCGACAUGAUGUGUUUCUCGUUGGUGAAGUACUUCCCGGAGGAGAAGAAAGGUGAUCAGAAAGCGAACGAGACUGGAAAGCCUCGAUGGGUGCCAAAGGAGGCCUUUUACCGUGUUGCUGAAUGCUUCCGGGCGAUGCGGGAGAAGUCGCAGCUUGUAGGGUAA
This is a messenger RNA of Aspergillus uvarum CBS 121591, 1191 nucleotides long. RefSeq lists its product as uncharacterized. Lineage: Eukaryota; Fungi; Ascomycota; Eurotiomycetes; Eurotiales; Aspergillaceae. The coding region runs from base 1 to 1191 and encodes 396 amino acids. The transcript has a single exon. The record is from RefSeq and is a predicted model, not a curated record.